Arachis ipaensis is the source of this 1032-nucleotide messenger RNA. NCBI's taxonomy places the organism in Eukaryota, Viridiplantae, Streptophyta, Magnoliopsida, Fabales, Fabaceae. The record is from RefSeq and is a predicted model, not a curated record.
UUAAUCCUAAAAUCUCUAAUUUCAUAUACAAACCCUAAUCCUAACUUCAUCACACACAUACACUAACCUUAACUCCUUCACUUGCAGCUGCCACCCUCACCUCCUUACCCCCUCACACCCGUGACACAUACACACAACACCACACACACGCGCAGAGAUGGAGAAAGGGAGAAGAGAGGGAGAAACGAAGGAGGAAGAAAAAGAGAAGGGGGAGGAGAAGAAGAGGACGGCGUUGGAGGGAUGGUGUCACUGUCGCUGUCACUGUUGAACCAGAGGAGGAAGAGAGACAUGCACGGCGUUCAGAGAGAGAGGAGGAGCUGCCGCCGUCGAUCAUGCUCCUCGCGCCGUCGCGAAAGUCACCACGCGUCGCUGCCGUUGGAGCUGAGAGGAGCUGCCGUCGUUGAGGUUUUUGUCGUCGCCAUCAUCGUGGUUGGAGGCAUAGAGGUUCGCAAAGAGAGAGAAGAUGCGCGAGAAGAGAGAGAGCUCACGCUGCCAUUCAUCGUCGCCAUCGAGCUCGCCGUCGAAGGCUGCCAUCGCCGCUGUCUGGGUCGCGGUGGUCAAAGCCGCCGCCGUUGGAGUUCGCCGGAGUUGUUCAGGGGUAGCUAUUGCUUCUUUUGGUUCUAUUCUAGUUGUGCCGCCAUGCCUGGUCGCUGAAAAAUAGCAUUGAUGUCGUCGGAUGUCGCUACAGGAGCCGUUGCUACUCCAUUCUCAGUUCUUUUUUGUGUAAUAAGUUGUUUUGCUCUGAAAACUCUUUUAGUCGCUGUUCUGUUAUGUGUUUUUGAGAUUUUUGCGGCAUUAUUGCCAUAGGGUUGAGUUCUGGUUAUUGCAUGUCGCGAUUAAAGUUGCUGCUGUUGUUGCAAAAGUAGUAUGGAGCGGCUGUCGCUGUUGCGGGCCAAGAGAAAAAUAGUCUUUAUGUAUUUUGUGGCUUACGAGUUUUGACUAUUCGAGGUAGGGGGAUUUUUCUUAAACCCAUUUUAUUUCCAAAAAUUAUUAUAAAUUGAUAUUGAUAUGAAAAAUAUAUUUUUGUGAUUA